UCUGAGCGUAACACGCAUGCGCAAAGAAGCAACACCAUACCACAUUCCCCGCUUCUCUCGUAGCUUCCUUCUCGCAGUCAAACAUCCAGGAGCAAGUUGACUGAUUCAUACCCCUUGCACGAUCGUCUGAAUAAAUGUACUUACAUUUCUCUUACAAUCUUUACGAGGAGUAAGGUUCUGAUCGUGGAGCUCCAUUAAAUUCCCGAUCGUGUACAAUAGAUGCUAAUUUCCUCACCAUGGCAACAGAGGAUAAGAAACCAGAGACUGAUACAAAACCUCCAGUUGUGCCAUCAGCUUCCGCCAGUCAAAGCAAGUCUGCACCUGCCAAGCCAAACUACAGCCUGAAAUUCACACUAGCGGGCCACACUAAGGCUGUCUCCUCUGUCAAGUUCAGUCCCAGUGGAGAGUGGCUUGCCAGCUCAUCUGCUGAUAAACUCAUCAAAAUCUGGGGAGCAUAUGACGGCAAGUUUGAGAAAACCAUAUCUGGACAUAAACUUGGCAUAUCCGAUGUGGCCUGGUCCUCUGACUCCAACCUCUUGGUGUCCGCGUCAGAUGACAAAACCCUGAAGAUCUGGGACGUCAGCUCGGGAAAAUGCCUAAAGACACUGAAAGGCCACAGUAACUACGUCUUCUGCUGCAACUUCAACCCCCAGUCCAAUCUUAUCGUGUCAGGAUCGUUUGAUGAGAGUGUAAGGAUAUGGGACGUGAAGACUGGGAAAUGUUUGAAAACAUUGCCGGCUCAUUCUGAUCCUGUCUCUGCUGUUCACUUCAACAGAGACGGCUCCCUGAUUGUGUCCAGUAGCUAUGACGGCCUUUGCCGAAUCUGGGACACCGCAUCGGGGCAGUGUUUAAAGACACUCAUAGACGAUGACAACCCUCCUGUGUCAUUUGUGAAGUUCUCCCCCAACGGAAAAUACAUCCUGGCUGCUACACUGGAUAACACGCUGAAGCUGUGGGACUACAGUAAAGGAAAGUGCUUGAAAACGUACACGGGCCAUAAAAACGAGAAGUACUGCAUAUUUGCAAAUUUCUCUGUCACUGGUGGAAAGUGGAUCGUGUCGGGCUCAGAGGACAACAUGGUUUAUAUCUGGAACCUGCAGACGAAGGAGAUUGUGCAGAAACUCCAGGGCCACACAGACGUCGUCAUUUCGACUGCCUGCCACCCGACAGAGAACAUCAUCGCAUCUGCGGCUUUAGAAAAUGACAAAACCAUCAAGCUAUGGAAAAGCGACUGCUAAGCCCUCUUGGAUCUUUUGGGCCAUUCACAUUUCUUUUUUUUUUUUCCCCUUUCUUUUUUUCUCCUACAUUUUGUUGUAAGAAAAGAGGACUUUUUUUCUAACAGAGAGCUCCUGCUGGAUGCAGACAGCUUUCAGGUAAUGAAAGCCAGCAAGGAGAGCCAAAUGAUGAGACACAGCGGCCACGCACAGUAACAGCCGAGGCAGUCCUGCAGUGGACGCAUUCCCCUCGUCACAUCGGAGAUAUUUCAUCUGCCUUUUCACCAUGUGCCAGAUUUUGUCGUCUCAUAAGGGAAAUGCGUGACUUUUGUUAUACUUUACAACAAUGCUCCGGUGCUUCAGUAUUUUUAACGCUGCUUUAACCUUGAUGUCACUGCUUCAAACCAGUUCCCACACACUAAUUUCUGGUCUUGUACAAUAAAUAUAAUAGUCAUUUGGC
Xiphias gladius (swordfish) is the source of this 1674-nucleotide messenger RNA. RefSeq names its product WD repeat domain 5 (gene wdr5). Lineage: Eukaryota; Metazoa; Chordata; Actinopteri; Istiophoriformes; Xiphiidae. Gene Ontology annotation, molecular function: histone binding. The record is from RefSeq and is a predicted model, not a curated record. Gene Ontology annotation, cellular component: Set1C/COMPASS complex. The coding region runs from base 237 to 1238 and encodes 333 amino acids. The transcript is spliced from 14 exons.